AUGGGUUCGAUCAUGCCCGCCAUCGAAGAGCCGCGCAUGCGUGGAGGAGCGGACGAAUUCGCCCAUGAAAAGGAUCGCCAACAAACCUCCACCUCUAUUCUGCCAACUCUCGAGAAAAACCACCCAAGUCGUUAUGUGCUCGGAUUAUUUCGCGUCGACAGCGCCGGAGAAAGCGGACGGACAGGGAUUCAUCCCAUCCACUUCUUUCGAGUGGUUUUCAAGAGUGUUUGCACUGCUUCGAUGCUGGUGAAUAUUCUCUGGCCCUUCGUUCCAGCUGCGAUUGUCAUGCAUUUUGCUCGACCGGACCUGCAUGUUUGGGUCUUUGUGCUCAACUAUAUUGCCAUGGUUCCCUCCGCCAAUGUCCUCGGAUUCGCAGGUGGAGAGUUGGCUAAAAAGCUGCCCAAAACAUUGGGUGUUCUACUGGAGACGGGGUUGAGUUGCUCGGUUGAACUGGUACUUUUCAUGGUUUUGCUUCAUAAUGACAAGAAGGGAGAAGGCAACCUGAUACCCGUUAUUCAAGCUGCCAUUCUCGGUUCAAUCUUAGCAAACCUGCUACUGUGUUUGGGCACCUGCUUCUUCGUUGGAGGUCUUAGGCGCAAUGAGCAGGUAUUCCAUGAAGCUGUCAGUGAGGUAGGCACCGGCUUGUUGCUGGUCGCUGGCUUUGGGUUGUUGAUUCCCAGCGCUUUCUACUCUGCGCUGAAAUCGGCCACCAAUGCGGAAUUUACUCUAGCCAUGCUGCAAGACUAUACCAUGCAGAUUAGUCGCGCCACUGCUGUCGUGCUUCUGGUCGCCUUUUUAGUAUUUUUGAUUUUCAAUCUGCACAGUCACAACUCCAUCUUCGACGACAUUUUGGAACUGGAUGAGGCCCAGGAUGAGGACCGACACAAAGAACUGAAGCGAGCAAAGCUCACCUUUGCAGAAUGCCUGGUGGCCAUUGCAGUUGCUCUGACCUGUGUUAGCAUGUCAGCCGUGUUCUUGGUCCAAGAAAUUGAACAUAUCGUCGCCCGAGGAGUUUCUGAUAACUUCUUGGGCUUGAUAUUAGUGCCCUUAGUAGAGAAGGCAGCUGAACAUCUGACUGCCGUGGAUGAGGCCUGGGAUAACCAAAUUAACUAUGCCUUAUUCCAUUGUAUGGCUCCCUCGAUCCAGACCGCUUUGCUGAAUGCUCCCCUGGCAGUCCUGGUGGGAUGGGGCUUAGGCAAGGAUAUGAGUCUCAAUUUCGAGAUUUUCAUGGUCAUUCUCCUGGUGUUGUCCAUUCUAGUUGUUGGCAACUUCCUGAGAGACGGAAAGUCCAAUUACUUGGAAGGUGCCCUUUGUGUGUUGAUUUACGUCAUUAUCGCUGUCACCACCUGGUACUAUCCCAGUGUUGAAGUCGCAUCGACUAAUCAAGCCUAA
Penicillium angulare is the source of this 1392-nucleotide messenger RNA. Its product is annotated as hydrogen/calcium exchanger domain-containing protein. Bases 1 to 1392 code for a protein of 463 amino acids. The transcript has 2 exons. Gene Ontology annotation, cellular component: fungal-type vacuole membrane. Gene Ontology annotation, biological process: intracellular calcium ion homeostasis; calcium ion transmembrane transport. Gene Ontology annotation, molecular function: calcium:proton antiporter activity. Lineage: Eukaryota; Fungi; Ascomycota; Eurotiomycetes; Eurotiales; Aspergillaceae. The record is from RefSeq and is a predicted model, not a curated record.